Messenger RNA from Daucus carota subsp. sativus, 1027 nucleotides. Its product is annotated as ras-related protein RABF1. Gene Ontology annotation, molecular function: GTPase activity; GTP binding. The record is from RefSeq and is a predicted model, not a curated record. Gene Ontology annotation, cellular component: endosome; Golgi apparatus. Bases 192 to 797 code for a protein of 201 amino acids. NCBI's taxonomy places the organism in Eukaryota, Viridiplantae, Streptophyta, Magnoliopsida, Apiales, Apiaceae. The transcript has 8 exons.
AACUUACCUCAGAUUAAAAAAAAUCCAUGUAUUUGUUUUGAGAUAAGCAGCUUCCUAUAUUCUGUACAGCCACCAGCUCGAGCGAACCUUUUAUAUAAUCAACGACCGCGAUCGCCUUUUUCUCUCCGCUCAAUUUCAUUCCCUUUCUUGUCCAACCUAUACACACAGCGCCCCAGCUGAUUCGCGUCCCCAUGGGCUGCGCAUCGUCUCUUCCAGAGAGGACUCAGGGACAGGGUUUACUUAAUAAUUCAGAUAGUAGCGGUGCUCCUGACCCCAAAAAUCUCAAAGUUAAGCUGGUGCUGUUAGGGGAUUCUGGUGUUGGGAAAAGCUGCAUUGUACUUCGCUUUGUUCGCGGUCAGUUUGAUCCAUCGUCCAAGGUAACUGUUGGGGCUUCAUUCUUGUCACAAACAAUAGCCCUGCAAGAUUCUACAACAGUUAAGUUUGAGAUAUGGGAUACUGCUGGCCAAGAGAGGUAUGCAGCAUUAGCGCCUCUCUAUUACCGAGGUGCUGCAAUAGCAGUUGUGGUGUAUGAUAUAACCAACCCUGAUUCAUUUAAUAAAGCACAAUAUUGGGUUAAGGAACUUCAAAAACACGGGAGUCCAGAUAUAGUCAUGGCUUUAGUUGGCAACAAAGCUGAUCUCCAUGAAAAGCGAGAAAUACAAGUUCAAGAGGGCAUCGACUAUGCAGAGAAAAAUGGGAUGUUCUUUAUUGAGACCUCAGCAAAGACAGCUGAUAAUAUCAACCAGCUGUUUGAGGAAAUUGCCAAGAGAUUGCCUCGCCCGUCUACCCCUUCAUGAUUUCUAAUACUAGAGGUUUACUUAAUAACUUCUUAACCGGGGCGAACCAGGAACUGGCCUAUAAUUUCAAUUAUCAAGUAUGCAUGUUUGACUGGGUUUGAUACUUUGACUUAAGUAUGUGUGUGUUGUGCCAUAUAUAUAACUUUUGAUAUUUGUCUGAUUGCUCCGCAUGUAAUAGAGAAAAUAUUGAUUUUUACGACAUUAUGUAAAAAAAGUUAUUCCUUUUAUUA